Messenger RNA from Trematosphaeria pertusa, 1220 nucleotides. RefSeq lists its product as uncharacterized. The record is from RefSeq and is a predicted model, not a curated record. The transcript has 2 exons. Lineage: Eukaryota; Fungi; Ascomycota; Dothideomycetes; Pleosporales; Trematosphaeriaceae. Bases 90 to 1115 code for a protein of 341 amino acids.
ACUUAAAUGCCGCCUAGUCGCUCAUUUUGCCGUGUCAUCCAUACCGUCACUCUCUAAUUUCUCGUCGUUGUUGUUCUGGAAUGAGAAAGAUGACCCGAGCUGCCAGCCUCGCGGUCGCUGCGGCUUCAAUCGCUGCGCUGGCUAGCCGGCCGUCGUCCAGAGAGUUUCUGGCCAAAUGGAGCGGUAUUAGCGCGCCUGGAGGCGUGUGGAGGAUGCUCGCAAUUCUGCUGGCGUUGGUGAACUUGAAGAAUUUGCCGUUUGUGUGGCAUCUGCGCUUCUUCCGUGCCUUCACCUACCAACUGUACCUCCAGCCCACCCCAAUCCCGCCACACGCACUCUUCCAACCCAUAAUCACAUCGACGCGCACCCCGCUCCUAGAGACGGACUACAACCUGCACAAAUCAAACAGCACAUACUUCUCGGACAUGGACAUCUCCCGCACCCACCUCUUCACCGCGCUCAUCCGCAACGCAAUCCAGAAAUCCUCGCGUCUAUACGGGCACAAGAAGAACGAAGCCGGGGGCAUCCAAGGCGUUGGCGCAACGUCCGGCACGCGCGGCAAGCACAUGAUUGCCCUCGGCGGCAUAGCGUGUAAUUUUAAACACGAGAUCCUGCCGUAUGCGAAGUUUGAAAUGUGGACGAGAUUGCUGUCUUGGGAUCGCAAGUGGUUUUAUCUGGUGACGCAUUUAGUGAAGCCGGGGGUGGCGAGGCCGAAGGCGUUUAGUCUGCAGCCUUGGAGGAGGGUGAAGAGGGCGGAAGAGGUGGAUAAGGAGAAGUUGAAGGGUGCGAUUUAUGCAACGGCGAUCGCGAAGUAUGUUAUUAAGAGGGGGCGGAUCACGGUGGCGCCGGAGCAGGCGCUGCUGGAUGCGGAGAUGGUGCCUGUGAAGCCCGAGGGGUGGGUGUAUAAGGGUGGGGAGGCGGAGGCGGAGGCGGAGGCGGAGGCGGUGAUGCCGGAGGAGAUGGAAAAGGAGGAGUGGAGUUGGGAUGUUAUCGAACGGGAGAGGCUGAAGGGGUUGAAGUUCGCGGAGAAUUUCGCAGCGCUAGACGGUUUACAUGACGUUUUUGAUGGUGGGAGGGACGGUGUGCUGGGGGAGUAUGCGGAUUUAUUGUUUUAGUCGAGGCGGCGGUGGAUAUACCCUAGAUGGUUGCAUAGAUUUGAAGUUCGAUAGAUGUUGUUGUACUACAUCCAUAGAAGAUAUCGGCGUACCCUUGUUUCAUCA